CUCCUCGCUCGGCACCACCUCGAGCACCCCCAACACUCGUCCUCCCAAAGCCACCAGCCAACCAGCCGCUUACAGCUCCGGCACAGCAUAGUACAGCUUCUCCUCGAUCCUCUUGCCCUUCGACGCAGGCAGAGGCAGAGAUGAGGCGUUGCAGCAACACCACUUCACCGCUCGCCGCUCUUGCCCUGCUCCUCCUCGCCGUCUGCUUCUUCCACUGCGCGGCAGCGGCUCGCCUCCUGCCUGCUGUUCCUCCUCUUGCUCACCAAGAGAAUGGUGCCAAGGCUGCUACAGAUGGCCCGGUGCUUCAGGAAGGUACCGCCGGCAAUGGCGACGAGCUCGCAGUCUCCGAGAUGAUGGGAGCAGAGGAGGCGUGUGAGGAGGGGAACGACGAGUGCAUGCAGAGGAGGCUGCUCCGGGACGCGCACCUCGACUACAUCUACACCCAGCACAAGGGCAAGCCGUGAGGAUGAACAUCUCAUCUUCGUCUCGGUUGCCGCGGCUGGGUACGAUGGUCCGGGCGGAGUACAUGCUGCAGAGUUGAUGGAGGGAAUCACAUCUAGUAUCUCUACCUGCUGCUAGCUUAGCUCUGUUACUAAUAUGUAUCCGUGAUCCAUCUAGGAGUAUAUGCGUGUGUCACUGUCACCUCGUUUGUACAUCUCUAAGUCUAAUACAUGUAUGGUACCAUUUUCUUCAA
Phragmites australis (common reed) is the source of this 694-nucleotide messenger RNA. Its product is annotated as phytosulfokines 2-like. Bases 141 to 464 code for a protein of 107 amino acids. The transcript has 3 exons. The record is from RefSeq and is a predicted model, not a curated record. Gene Ontology annotation, molecular function: growth factor activity. Gene Ontology annotation, cellular component: extracellular region. Gene Ontology annotation, biological process: cell population proliferation. Lineage: Eukaryota; Viridiplantae; Streptophyta; Magnoliopsida; Poales; Poaceae.